AUGAAAAAGAGAGUUCACAAAUAAAAGAAUAUAUAUAUAAUCAUUCAAUCGAGAGUUUGGGAAGAAAAUUAAUAAAAAAAUUAAUAAUAAACAAAUCUUAUUAGGUUAAGUUAAUAAAUAAAUAAAAAAGAAUCAGGAAUGUUUAAUUUUAGAUAAAAAGUUUGGAUUACUUUAAUUAUUUUCAUUUGGAUCUUCUUUGCCAACACCUAAGAUAGAUAGAUCGCUAAUGGUUGGAUUACAGGAGCUGUUAUAUUUAGUUCUGUCCUUAUAAUAGAUCUCUUGUUUACUGGAUCCAAUUCAUUUUUAUAUGAACCCGAAUACAGCAAUUGGAAAGAAAGAGUUGAAAAAGGAUAAGGUUAUUGA
This is a messenger RNA of Tetrahymena thermophila SB210, 363 nucleotides long. RefSeq names its product transmembrane protein, putative. NCBI's taxonomy places the organism in Eukaryota, Ciliophora, Oligohymenophorea, Hymenostomatida, Tetrahymenidae. The transcript has 2 exons. The record is from RefSeq and is a predicted model, not a curated record.